CCUCAUUAGGGUCGCGGGGGGUGCUGCAGCCUAUCCCAGCUGUCUCCGGGCAGUAGGCGGGGGACACCCUGAAUCGGUUGCCAGCCAAUCGCAGGGCACACAGAGACGAACAACCAUUCGCACUCACACUCACACCUAGGGACAAUUUAGAGCGUUCAAUCAGCCUGCCACGCAUGUUUUUGGAACGUGGGAGGAAACCGGAGCACCCGGAGAAAACCCACGCAGGCCCGGGGAGAACAUGCAAACUCCACACAGGGAGGCCGGAUCUGGAAUCGAACCCGGUACCUCUGCACUGUGAAGCCCACGUGCUAACCACUGGACUACCGGGCCGCCCCUAUUUUUAUUUGAGCCUAUUUAUUUUGUAUGUAUUACCGUCCUAGUCACCGGUUGUUGUACUUUGCAAAAGCGCAAGAUGUGUUGAUUUACCUUUCUUUUCCAAUCGCUUGCGGUUAACCGGAUAAGAAGAGCGUUUGAUCAAUUGAUUUUAGACUUGACAAUUGCCUCUUCCCAAGGACGAUGUCACAGAAGACCCCCCAGUGUUCUGCGGAUAAGCCUUCCAACGGGAAUCCGGCGGACUCCGCUGCCAUCCCGGCAGCCGAGUGUCCCAACUCGGCCCGUCAAAACGGGGGAACGUCGUCCUCCCCGGAAAGCGGAAGCUCCAACGGCGAUACCAAGCGAAGCGGGAAAAGGCGGCGCGGCAAGAAAAGUACGCGCAAAGCGGAGACUCCCUGCGACGGAGCCAAAACCGAAGACCAGUCCGAGCGCCGAGCCGGACCGACUGCCCUGCAGGCGGAAUGCGCCAACGUGUGGUUCCAGCGAAGCGUUUACGAGCGAGCGGAGAGCCUCUAUCAGCGCUGGUUGGCCAACUCGGCCAAAGCGAGCGCAGAGUCCAACGGCUCGGCCGCGAGUCCGCCGAGGCCCCCCAUGAAGAAAACUUGUCGACUAGACGGAACGCCAGAAUCCUCACAGUGGAGCGCGACGCACUCUCAGAGCGGCUCGGUCCCCACUCGGGACUCGGCGGCGGCCCGAGCGCCCGAGGAAGGCCGCCGGUCUCCCGUAAGCGCUGGCCCCCGGCAGACGGCGCCCCCGCCCCCGACGACGACCACGAAGCGGGCGCUUAACGGGCUGUCCCCCGUUUUCGCAGAAAUGUUGGGAGACAUCUGGCUGGAAAAGCCGCUGUAUGAUCGCGCCGAAGCCGCCUUCUACCAAAGUGUGUUUGGCAACAAUUGUCGCCAAGGCUCCGCCUCCUCCGGCACGUGCCCGCCCCCAAGCUCGACGGAGGCGGGGCCGGCGGAGCAACGGCGAGCGGCGGCGCCGCCGCAGGCCAAAUCCGAAGCCUUCCACGCCCUGCACCCGAUCCAGGAGGAGGACGAGCCCGCCGAGACGCUCGGCCAACGAGAGCGACUCGACGCCGGCGCCGCCUACUUCCUUCACCCCGACGGCGAACGCGUGUGGUUGGACAAGCGCAGGUACGACGCGGCCGAGAUGCGUUUCCACGCCCGCCGCCGGGCACAAGAAGCCGGCGAAGCUCGCCGGCCCAAAACGGACACCUCAUCGCCGCCGGACGUCGCCGUCCCGUCCGGGGAAAAGUACGACCCAAGCCGCAGAUUGGAUAAGCGUCAGACAUUUGACUUCUCUUCAUACUCAUUUUCCUCUCCAUCUGCUUUUUUUUUUUUCUCAAUCGUUUCUUUUUUGUUUUUUUUCCACUCAGUUUGUUUAUUUGCUGUACGUGAUUUUUUUUCUCCACGAUUUUUGUGUUUUGCCGCCGUUCAAAGUCGCCACACGCUAGCUAGUCGAGUUCAUGGAACCAUUGAAGAGUCGCGCCACUCUGUCAUCGCGUCGAGUGUACACAAAUCGCGCACGCUCGGCGCCGCCUCGUCUCGUCCACUCAUGCCUCCGCCGCCGCCG
This is a messenger RNA of Hippocampus zosterae (dwarf seahorse), 1908 nucleotides long. RefSeq lists its product as uncharacterized. The transcript has 2 exons. NCBI's taxonomy places the organism in Eukaryota, Metazoa, Chordata, Actinopteri, Syngnathiformes, Syngnathidae. The record is from RefSeq and is a predicted model, not a curated record. The annotation marks the transcript as partial.